AUGACGACAAAUAAAACUUUUCGAGUUAUUUGGUCACCGCAUGAAGGGUCAAAUAGAUUCAUAGUAGGAUCGCCCGAUCUACGAAUGUAUGAAUAUGUCCCUGAAAGUUGUAGUGGAGAAUCACCGCUGUAUAAAAUUAUAGCAGUAAACUCAGACUUUCCUUUAUUAAAGUGUUUUGCUUGGUCGCCCGAUGCAUCAAAUCGCAAUCUAUUGGCUGUAGGUUUAUCCACUGGACGAACUGUUCUCCUCACUCUUAGUAAUGACGCUCUCCUCCAUCCUGCAGUUUCGCCAAUACACCAAGAAUAUCCAACUCUCAGUGUCAAAUUUCAGCGGCCGUGUGCUGUGGUAGCUUUUUCACAAAAAGAGCCUAAUCUUCUUGUCACUGGGCUCGAAAAACAACGGCACGAUCAUUGUUUGUUCAUAUGGGAUAUUACUCGUCAGACAUCUAAAGAACCACGCAUUAAUAAUCAAAGACGCGUUAAUAGUUCAACCAGAGCCUUAGAUGAGCCAUUGAAUAAAGGAGCGAGCACGAACGGAUUGAACGAAAGGAAUUCGAGUAAUGUUUAUGGUACAUCUACUCUACGGCACGUGAAUUUUCCUGGGGAUAGUGGAGCCUAUGAAACAGAGCUCUCAAGUAACUCUUACAACGCCGACGCAACCACAACUCCGUUGGUGUCAUAUGCAUCUGGCGAUGCGCUGGUUUCAUGUGAAUGGUUUCUGACGAAAUGUGAAAUAGUAGCUGGACUGGGAUCAAAAUAUCUGAGAAUUUAUGACCCACGAUUGGCUGAUCAACAUACGACUCCGUUAUCUUUACAAACAAAGGCAGUGAAUGGAGUUAGAGUGGAUCCGUUCAACGAAUAUCGCUUCACAUCAUUUGAGGAGAACAUUGUGUAUCUCUGGGACACUCGGAAACUAACGGAACCAAUAUCCUUUCAUUAA
This is a messenger RNA of Paraglomus brasilianum, 939 nucleotides long. The record is from the annotation of a GenBank genome assembly. Lineage: Eukaryota; Fungi; Glomeromycota; Glomeromycetes; Paraglomerales; Paraglomeraceae.